This is a messenger RNA of Malassezia globosa CBS 7966, 738 nucleotides long. RefSeq lists its product as uncharacterized. The record is from RefSeq and is a predicted model, not a curated record. The transcript has a single exon. NCBI's taxonomy places the organism in Eukaryota, Fungi, Basidiomycota, Malasseziomycetes, Malasseziales, Malasseziaceae. Gene Ontology annotation, molecular function: metal ion binding. The coding region runs from base 1 to 738 and encodes 245 amino acids.
AUGCCUGUGGAACGUAUGCCACCGCCACUUUCUGCACGGUGGGAAGAUGAUAUGGAUGUGGAUGCGUGCAGAAAGUGUCAGCGAAAGUUUACACUGUUCUUCCGCAAGCACCAUUGCCGACGGUGCGGUCGAAUUUUUUGUGAUGCUUGCACGUCUCAAAGGGCGCAAUUACCAGAGGACGUGCAUGUAACCGAUCCUUCAAGCCCAGAUAUGUUGGAGCUGGAAAGCGGGUACUUUGUACGUGUCUGUGACUGGUGUGUCGACGAGUACGACAUCGUGACUGAGUCUGGAUCCACACCCUCUUCUGACGUGAAGCGUCCGUUCCUAUCUCGAAUUAUUCGUCUUUCCCCAUUCACUAGCACGGCUAAUUCUCCCGCCUCGUCUUCGAAUGAGUCAGGUCUGAAUGCAUCAACGAGCGUCCUUACCGAGUGCCCUGUAUGUGAUCUUGAUCUAAUGUCUCUCUCAUCGACCGAGGAACGCGAGCGGCAUGUAGCAGACUGCCUUGAGCAUGGUCCCCGGUCGAACUGGGCACGUCGCACAAAUUUUCUCGUGUCGAGCCUGACAAAUGAUUCUGCUCUUAUCGGCAAGGAAUGUAUCAUCUGUAUGGAUGACUUUACGUCAAACGAUCGCAUUGCACGCCUUGCAUGUUUGUGUUACUUUCACGCCGAUUGUAUUCGUCACUGGAUGGAAAAGGGCCAUGCAUGCCCUGUGCAUGCGAACGUUUCGGACGAUGCGUAA